AUGGCCGAACCUCUCCUUGCCCUGGCAGCACAGGAGAUUGAGGACAGCAACUAUCUUCCAGGCUACCGGGUGAACUUGCAUCUUACCGACUCUGGUUGCGACACGGCGCAAGGGACAGAGGCCACCAUCGAAGCAUUCACCGUCGGGCCCACGAAGCACGCGAUCUUGGGGGACUCCUGCAGUCAGGUAUGCGCAGCGGUCAGCGAUGCGGCGCGCCUCUUCAAGGUGCUGAUGGUCUCGCCUGGAUGCGACUCACCCGACCUCAGCGACCGGCCCCGAUACCCGUAUUUCACUCGGAUGACACCCUCCGAUCGUUUCAAAGUCACGGCCAUCUACGAGGUGUUCAAGAUGUUUGGUUGGCGCCGCGUCGGAGUGAUGGAUGGGCUGUUCUAUACGGCUGGGGCCAAGGCCUUCUUCCUCGAGCUUCUUCAGCGGGACUUGGAUGCUGGCACCUACGAUUGGACGGUCUUGCUCGAUCGAACCGUUAACACUCUGGCGGAUGCCGAGAGUGUAGCGGAUGAGGUCAAAGUUCGAGACUCGCGUAUCAACAUGAUGGUUCUUCCGGAGUUCAUUGGCAUGUGGGUAAUGUGCCAAUUUUACUUGCGCGACAUGCUGCCGCCGGACUACGUUUGGUUCGAGGCCGCCUUUGGCAACUGGGUCAACGACCUCUUCAACAUCAUGGCUGGUGCCCCUGAGUGUAAUUGCACGGCUGAGCAGCUAGCACGCGUCUCCGGUGGUCUCAUGAUCAGCGGAACAAGGCUUGCAGACAUCUCCAACUACUACAACACUGCCUGCCAGCAGUUUGCGAACGGAGUUGGUGCGUGCGACGAUGUGUGGGGCUUGACGGGACGCGUCCGACAGUUCAACAGCAUUGAGCCGACGACCAUCCCGCCGUCCUUUGGCGAUCGCGAUGGCGUGCAGCUCAUCCGGCAGAUUACCGGCGGACCGGGCAACGAGUUUACCGACCUGGCACAGCGGUCAAGCUCUGGAAUCUUGUGGCAGGCGGAUUUGGUCUGGAGCCCCUACGACACCCGGCGGGUUCCAUGCAGCACCGGCACUUGCGCAUUGGGUGCUGCUUGGGUUCCAUCGGACCGAAUUGCUCAGUGCGCGGCAGGGACCGUCUUCUCGGUGCAGCUUGGGUGUAUCGCAUGUGAGGCGGGCAGGUAUGCGUCAGCGGGGAUGCUUGAAUGUGAGCCGUGCGGUGUGGGCACGUUCACCAAUGUCACAGGCAUGGCAGCAUGCCAUCCCUGUGCCCCGGGGAGUUACAACAAUGUGCUUGGGGCUGAUGGAUGUGAGGAGUGCAGUCAAGGGUUGUUUGCCAACGAGUCAGAAUCUACUGGAUGCAUGCAAUGCCCGAUUGGCCGCUAUGCAGCACAGAAAGGAUUGGCAACUUGUGUCGAGUGCCCGCCUGGACUGACGACCUUCUCUAGAGGUGCUCUCGAUUCGGAUGCUUGCCUGUGCCAGGGUGAGUUGUACGAGGGACAGUGUGUCGUCUGCAGUGGCAACACCCGCUACGAGGCAGGUGCAUGCAUUCCGUGCUCCGAGGGUUUGACAUGCAACGGAGCUCGCACUGCCGUGGUGCAGCCUGGCUUCUUCACGGACACUGCCGCGCCCUUCGAUGUCUACAGAUGCCUUCCUAGCGAGUCGUGUCCUGGUGGCUUGCCUGGGACAUGUGCCGGGGGACGUAUCGGCGUCCCCUGCACCCAGUGCCCGGCUGGCCAAGCGUGGAGUACAGAUGUUUGUGCAGAUUGCGCUCCAUUCAGCCUCGGUGGUUGGGUCCUUGCCGGCAUC
Molecule: messenger RNA, 1791 nt
Organism: Symbiodinium necroappetens
Lineage: Eukaryota; Dinophyceae; Suessiales; Symbiodiniaceae
Source: the annotation of a GenBank genome assembly